CGCCGCGGUGUAUUCUGGGUAGGUCAGGGAAAGAGAGUGGAGUGGAGGACGCCAUGUGCUUCUGAGUUCUGACAGACAGUCUGAUUACUGUGUUAUCAGCAGCCGGGAUUAGUUUUUUUUUUUUAUUUGUUCGCAAAGCAGCUAAAGAAAGGAGAAUGUACUGCGCUUUGCACUGCAUCAGGAACUCGCUGCGGAUAGCCGCAAGAACACACCGGCAUCAUCUGUUUGCUCCAACUCUGAAUGCACUACGAGCACUCCACCUUGGCCCCGCCCACCUCUCCGAAGCAAUAGCGACACCACCAUUAGAUGGCGCGCCUAAGCAGUAUCCACCCAAAAUCCAGCAGCUGGUCAACGAUAUCGCCAGCCUCACCCUGUUAGAGGUGUCCGACCUCAACGAGCUGCUCAAGAAAACCCUGAACAUUCAGGAUGUAGGGAUGAUGCCGAUGGGAGCGAUGGCCGUCGCACCGACCGCCACAGCAGCUCCGGCGCUGGAGGAAGACGCUGCCCCGGUGAAGAAGGAGAAAACCCACUUCACGGUGAAACUGACUGAGCUAAAGGCAGAGGAUAAAGUCAAACUGAUUAAGGAAGUGAAGAACUGCAUUCAGGGCCUGAAUCUUGUCCAGGCUAAGAAGCUGGUGGAGACCCUGCCACAGGAGAUUCGGGCGAACGUUUCCAAAGAUGAGGCGGAGAAACUGAAAGCGGCUCUAGAAGCAGCAGGAGGCACCGUGGUCCUGGAGUAAAUCACCACACAACAUCAAGGCGUCCAACCUCUUAAUUAUUGUCCCUAUUUUCUUUCCCUCAUUUUUUUUUUUUUUUUUUUACAACAAA
Messenger RNA from Clarias gariepinus (North African catfish), 828 nucleotides. RefSeq names its product mitochondrial ribosomal protein L12 (gene mrpl12). Gene Ontology annotation, biological process: translation; mitochondrial transcription. The record is from RefSeq and is a predicted model, not a curated record. Gene Ontology annotation, cellular component: ribosome; mitochondrial large ribosomal subunit. Gene Ontology annotation, molecular function: structural constituent of ribosome. Lineage: Eukaryota; Metazoa; Chordata; Actinopteri; Siluriformes; Clariidae. The coding region runs from base 156 to 740 and encodes 194 amino acids. The transcript has 5 exons.